This is a messenger RNA of Actinia tenebrosa (Australian red waratah sea anemone), 2038 nucleotides long. Its product is annotated as cilia- and flagella-associated protein 157. Gene Ontology annotation, molecular function: microtubule binding. Lineage: Eukaryota; Metazoa; Cnidaria; Anthozoa; Actiniaria; Actiniidae. The record is from RefSeq and is a predicted model, not a curated record. Gene Ontology annotation, cellular component: ciliary basal body; cilium.
UAAUAUUCGGCCAUGUUUAGAAACAACACGAAACUGGAAUCAGUCGUGGAAAAUAUUCAUUUUAACACAAGAUAUUCUCGAUAAAAUUUAACUAGACAGUCAUGCCUCCGAAGAAGAAGGGUAAGAAGAGUGGUAAGAAGAAGAAAAGUGGCAAAAAGAGCGGUCGUAAGUCUGCUGCGUCGGCUCCGUCGGCCGAAAUCCUCACCGAAUUAUCGAAGGAGUAUUUCUUGAUCCAAAUUAGAGACUUAGAGGGUCGUUUAGCGAGGUAUCAAAAGAAAUGCGACGAACUAGAACUGAGGAACGAGGACUACAAGUCCAAUUAUGAACAGCAAACGACAGAUAAGAAAGAAAUCGUGUCGUUUUUGAAGAAGCAGUUGGAACAAAGGGCAGACGAGAUAGCUGACUUACAAGAUAGACUCAUUGGUCUACAACAGGCGAAGGAUGCCGAGAAAGACCAGUUUGAAGUCCAGUUAGCAACUUUACGGACUGAAAUGCAGGAGAUUAAAGAUCAGUUGACUUCUGAGAAUAUGGUAUUAGGUGGGAAAUUAGCUUCGCUCGAAGAAUUUCGUAUACAGAAAGAAGACUUGAUGGCGAAGUUUGCCAAGAUGGAGGAAGAGCUGGAGAAACAGCAAAAGGAUCAUAAGGAAGUUAUUUAUAACCUCGAAAGAAAAGCGGUGGUAGAUAAAGACAGGCUCAAGAAGGAGAUGGUGUUACGACUGAAUCAAGUUGCCGCAGAAUUCAGAAAAGUGUCCAACAAGCAAAUGGCAGAAACCACAAAGAGAACCAUCCGUGAGAAUGUCUCGAUCAAUUCGCAACUAGCUAAGAUGUCAGACAAGACAAUGGAGCUUAUCCAAGAGAAUGAUGAACUGAGAAUGAAGGAAAAGAAACAGAAAUUACAGAUAGAUAUGCUGGAACAUACAGAGAAAGAAUUAGCUAGGAAGAACAGUAGCAACCAAAAGAUUAUCCGUAUGCUAGCAGAGAAGUCAAAGCAACAGGAAGAAUUACUAGCAGAAUAUGAAGAGCAACUGACGCUAAGCAAAGAGGCAGAGAGUGAGAUAAACUUGCUCAAAUCUCAAGUAUACAGCAUUAAAGAGGAAUUAAAGAACCAGUAUGACAAAGCAGAAAGUGUAGAAACAGAGCUAAAGAAAGUAAGAAAGGACCGGGAAAUUGUAAUGCAAACCAAAGAUGAGCUUGUUGGUAUUCUAUCUGACGCUGCUGGUGCUCUUAAGGAUUCCCUGACUAUAGAAGACGAUAGUGGUCUGUAUGGCAAGGUAGACCUUGUAUCCCAAAGGAAUAACCUCAUCAAGACCCUCCUAGACAUACUGGACCAGUCUGCUAAGUAUGGAGUGGGUCCCAAUGCUAAAGAUUUCGUGUCUACCAAGACUUCUAGGACUGCUAGUGCUGACCUGGCAAAACAUAUCAGGAAGAAAGAGCGUGCAACUACUCCAUUGGUAGAACCAGUCAUAGCAGCAGUAAACAAACCACUGGCACAUUACAAGCUAGGUGAUCUAGGAAUUGUUCCCCGGUCAAAGCCAAGGCUAGGAGAAAGACAGGGGUCUGCAUCRCCGCUUCUAGAACCAAUAAAGAGAAUGAAAAGUGUUGGGGUUCAGACUAUCAGUACUCAAAAGGCCAUGUUCUUUGCAGAUCAGCUUUUGUCACGUCACAGUGGCUCCAGUUCAGCGCAUUCCUUCUCUAGACCUGAUUAUCCAGCUUCUACUAUGAGAACAGAAGUCCAGGUUGGACAAGGUGCAGAAAGACCAAAAUUCCUAUAGUGUUUGUAACCUUGAAAAUUAUGGAAAGUGCUUUCCAGCAAUGGACAUCUCUUAAGAAUGCUCUAGAAUUAGGAGUAUCGUACAAGACUGAGUACUGGAAUCAGAGGACACACCCUUACCUCUAAUAUUUUGUUGAUAUGGAGAAAAACUCCCAAAUCUCUUUAUAAAAAAUGUAAAUACAGGAGUUUCCACACGUAAUAGUGCUGGAAAAUGGAUUCUUAUUUUGUAAAUAUGAAAUUGUUAUAAAAAGAAUAAUUGUGUGUUCA